Molecule: messenger RNA, 4173 nt
Organism: Oryzias melastigma (Indian medaka)
Lineage: Eukaryota; Metazoa; Chordata; Actinopteri; Beloniformes; Adrianichthyidae
Gene: csrnp1b
Product: cysteine-serine-rich nuclear protein 1b
Exons: 5
Coding region: 398-2125 (575 amino acids)
Biological process (GO): regulation of transcription by RNA polymerase II
Cellular component (GO): nucleus
Molecular function (GO): sequence-specific DNA binding; DNA-binding transcription factor activity, RNA polymerase II-specific
Source: RefSeq, a predicted model, not a curated record
UGAGCGUGCACUUUUCUCAGGCAGGUAGUGCGGGUGCAGUCAGUCCACGGGAGGACGGGCAGGAAGCGGCGUGGGCAGCCCUCUCAGUGUGUCAGCGCCUGCGUCAGACCAGACGCCGGGAGGGAGUUUUCCACUGACGAAAAAGGCUGCGCUUCUCGUCAGUCUGUUCCAGACAAGGGAAGCGCUUCAGCUGGUGCGGAGCCCCGCACGGCCGUCACGCAGACGAGAAGACAAAAAAAAAAGCAGAAAACCCCGCACUGAGAUCCGCGUUCCUACGGCGCGGGGGAGAGAUAAGCGCACGAUUCAUCCGUGCCAUUUGGAUUAUCAUUAUCCCGUUUUUAUCCACUUCUUUCCCGAUGGUGAUCGGAUACUUGAAGUGACUGCUCACACUAGCGCCAUGAGUGGGCUUCUCAAGAGGAAGUUUGAGGAGGUGGAUGAUGACCCGUGCUACUCCUCGCCCUCUUCCCUCUCCUCUGCCUGCUCGGCGUGGGACUCGGAGGGGGAGAGCUGCUACUCGGACACCCUGGAUUCAACACCCAGUAACCCCAGCUCUCCAGCAACAAACUUCAACACAACGUCCAUCCUUAAGAAGACCAAGAGGGCUCGACGAGGCAAUGUGACUUUCGACCAAGUGACGGUGUUCUUCUUCCCGCGGUGCCAAGGCUUCACUAGUGUUCCCAGUCGGGGCGGAUGCACUCUGGGCAUGACGCCGCGCCACAGCACCCUCCGCACCUACACGCUUGCAGAGUUCGCUGUGGAGCAACGGCUUCUGCGCAGGGAAAAGCUUCUCAACAGGCUCAGGGAAGAGAAGUUGGAAGCUCUCAAGAUGAAGUUGACGAAGAACGGAACGCAGGAGAACGAGGAGGCCGAUCGGCUGACGGUGGACGACAUUCCAGAGCAGGAGAUCGAUGUCAGCGCGGCCAACCUGGAUGAGGGCUCCUUCCUGCAGCCUUAUCCCUCUAAGCAGCGCUAUGCUCUGCUCAAAGCAGCCGGCGUGAAGAAAAUCGAUAAGGAGGAGAAGAGGCAGCUGCAUGAGUUGAGGAUCUCCAGGGAGAAUUGUGGAUGUGACUGCCAGGGGUUCUGCGAGCCAGAAACAUGCAGCUGCAGCCUGGCUGGCAUCAAAUGUCAGAUGGAUCACUCGUCGUUUCCGUGCGGCUGCACUAAAGAUGGCUGCGGGAACACGGAGGGUCGCAUAGAGUUCAACUCCACCCGGGUACAAACUCACUACAUCCACACGAUCAUGAAGUUGGAGCUGGAGAACAGGCUGGAGGAGCAGUCCGGCACGGAGGAGGACGAGGAGAACACGACGGGCGUCGCCCCCCUUCCAGCGGUGCCCUCCUUUCCCUUCAGCUCGGAGCUGGCGGCGGCCGGAGAGAACAGCUGCAGCAGCGACAUGACGGACUUUACGGACUCUUCGGGUCAGAGUGAGGACUCGGACGCGGGCGAGGGGCCGUGUCCGCAGCAGAGCUCCCUGGACGUGGACGAGAAGGGCUUGAGUCGCAUCCUGUGCUUCAGCGACACGGAGAACAGCUCGAGGAGCAGCGGCGAGGGCGAGGAAAAGAACAGUCACAAGAACACUAGUUGUCCAGAUCAGCCGCAGCAGCCUUCCACAGAGGCGUUCAGCAGCUUCAGCAUGGUGGACUUCGCUGACGAGAACGACAACAUAGACGCAGAACUUUUGGACUCCGCGAGCGAUCACACAGACAAUCGAGCGACGGCUAUUUCAGAACUCUUGGAUGAGAACGCCAACCAGGGAAACGCCCUUUUCCACAGCAGCAGCAGUGUGCCACACACCCCCUCUCCCACCAUCGACCGCUCUGCGAGCUACAGCAUGGACCUGAGCCUCUCGUCUGAGUCAGACCUGGAGUUCUUUGACGGCUUCCCUUGCUUGGGGCCGAGCUCGCUCUACAACUCUCUGAAGGAGUAUGAGCACAUGGACAACUUCUUUCAAUUUCAGACGCCUAGCUACCCCACGUUCCCCGCAGCGACAGAUCCCGGGACCUGCCUUCUGGAGUCACUGAUCGGCCUUUCAGAAUCUGUCCCAGAACCCCCCGCCACAUUUACGGACAAUCAGCUGAUGGAGGAAGCCAUGAAACUGUCUGUGAUGGAGUCUGUGAAAGUUUGAAAAAAAAAAAAAAAAAAAAAGUGGUGUCAGAAGUGGGCUGACAUUCACAUAUGAUGUCAACACGUUGGAGGACGCUGUGAUUUCCCUCUUGCCUAAUAAAUGUUCUGAUUCCAGACUUGCCUUCAAAAUGUUAGCAAAGCCGUUUGGGAUCAUCGCUGUGUGAGAUGGCAGCUAGUGUUAAAAGUUCUGAAUUGGAAGAUCAUGUUUGACCAUAGAAACCAAUGAUGGCUCUCGGUUCCUAAGACAGCUCUAGUAACCAAACCAAGACCACCGACCAUAUGCUGAACAGGAAUGAAGCUCGACUGUGGCCAGGUUGGGAAUCUCAACACAGCUGAAUGUGCACCUCAGGGAUUAUUUUUCUAGCUUUCUAGCUUUUUGAAGGCAAUGUACGGUGACCAUUGCUGUGAUGGCCUUUCUUAUGACACCUGAGUCCGAUUGCGAGAUAGUCCUGUUUGUGACCGCCGCCGAGGCGGCGCCCUCACAAUCUAUCCCUUCUAUGGUACAAAAAUAUUUUCUAACAAUAUCACCCGUGAAAGCUCCUCGAUCAGCACUUUAUCUGUGAAAAAUGGUUAUGUAUGCAUAGGCAUUAUUUUGGUUGAAUGAUUCAACAGUUGGACGCUAAAGUUAAAAGCUUGUUAUUUAUAAGCUAAAAAUCAGUGCUCAUACUCUUAAAUGCUGUAUUAUUGCUUUUAAAUUAUAAUUUCCUUUUUUAUUUAUUUCCGAUUCUUUCAAGCGGCACUGUGGUUUACCCAAAAAGUGCAAUCUUCUUUCCUUUUUUCCUUUGGUUUCUGUAUCACAUUAAGGCAUUGUUAUGGGAAAUGGGACCACGAGUCCUUCAGCAAGUAUUUAAUAUGUUCCUUUUUUUUUUUUGUAAGUUAUUCUGUCAUUAUUUCAAUAGUUAUUUAAUUUUUAAUACAUUUUUGGCAAUAACAUGGGCUGUUGUGAAGUUUACUGGAUGUGCCUGUAUAUCAGGGGAGCCAUGCCUGCCAGUGGUGUGAGCACGGUGCUUCCAAUUGAGCUUUGGGACUGAAAACUGUGGAAUCGCCCUAAUCAAUGAGACUAAAUUAUGGCUCCAUUAUAUUUCUGCCUAUGAUAUAACCAUAGAAAAUUACACUAAUAUUUUGUAACUAAUUUAUGUAGAAUCAGAAAGAAAAUUCUAAUCACUGACAAAUUGAAUAUUUUAUUAAAGACAGAAAAAUGAGUAAUUUUCAAUCUGGGACCGCCUUUGUAAGAUACUAAUUAUAAAGAAAUGUAUACGUGUGAACGUUAUUACUCUCCUGCAUUCUGAAGUAUUUUUGUAGGGAGGUUCAUUAUCUUAAAUGCCACUAAAACGAAGUAAAUUACAAAGAUCAAUUUGAUUGUACGCUUUGGAAGUCUGUGACUUGGCUUAAAAAUGUUAUAACAUGUGGGGAAUUGUUUGUGGAUAAAAACUGCAUAUAUUAUACAGUUUUUGCCACAAACAAACCCUGGAAUUUGAAGAAUUGCCUCAUUCAUUGCAGAGCUAGAACUUUUUUCAAGGUGAAUGCGCUGUCGCCUGAAGAGCUGAGGGACACUAAAGAGUCGAUGUACAUAUCUCACCCUUUCUACAGCUGUUUCUACAGUCUUUCUGGACCCUUUAGGAAUAAUGCAUGCAGGUCCGGUUUGUCAAAACAAGUUCUGAUUAACUGUAUACUUUGAAAAGUGCAAAAGUGCACAUCGGAAAUGUAUUAUUCGCUUUUUUGCCUUUUGAAUUGCUCUGAAAUCCAUCCGAGACGUUUGCUUUUCUUGUAUAAAACAUCAACUCUCAUGAAGAAAUGGGAAACCGUGAGUGUUUCAGUGUAAUGUAUUACAGUACAGUUCAUUUUGAAUUUGAAAAAAGAAGUGUCUUACUUUUUUUUGCCUUUUGUGUUGUGCAUAUUUCUGCUUGAAAGGUCCUGCAGAGCAAACAAAUCUGCUUUAUUUUUUACAUAUUCACACAUUAAUCUGCUGUUUGAAAACAGUUUCUUUCAUCCAAGCCAUUUUGAAAUCUUGUCCCUCCAGAUAAUAAUAAAAAAAAUCUUUUUUAAUGA